GCUACGUGACGUUCACGCUAAUGACGUGGGCUGACUGUUAACGAAGCAGGAGCUUUCACGAGACGAACACAGUAGACCACUAGAAGACUGACUGACAUACAUCAAAACGACCAAAAUGGUUAUCAUAAUUGAGGAUAAGCGUGCCUUCGACGAUGCUCUGAAAAAUGCUGGGGACAAGUUGGUGGUGGUGGACUUCACAGCCACAUGGUGCGGGCCCUGCCAAAUGAUCGGUCCAGUCUUUAAAGCGCAGUCUGAAAAACCAGAGAACAGUAAUGUUGUGUUUCUAAAGGUGGAUGUGGAUGAUGCACAGGAUGUGGCCGCUUUCUGUGAUGUCAAAUGUAUGCCAACAUUCCAUUUCUACAAGAAUGGAAAGAAGAUUGAUGAAUUUUCUGGAUCAAAUGUAGAUAAGCUGUUGGAGAGGAUCACUAAGCAUAAAUGAAGAAAAAUACACAAACCAACCACUGUAAUAACUAAUAUACACAGAAAAAACAUAAUUCUCA
Carassius carassius (crucian carp) is the source of this 500-nucleotide messenger RNA. RefSeq names its product thioredoxin (gene txnb). Gene Ontology annotation, molecular function: protein-disulfide reductase activity. The transcript has 6 exons. Lineage: Eukaryota; Metazoa; Chordata; Actinopteri; Cypriniformes; Cyprinidae. Bases 116 to 439 code for a protein of 107 amino acids. The record is from RefSeq and is a predicted model, not a curated record.